CUUGAAGAUAGACUGCAAAUGUGGCUGAGCUGAGUGCCAGCACUGCAGCUUCUCCAGGGCAGAGUGCCCAGAGUCUGGAAACAGCAUCUCGGAGAGGAAGUAGAGAGUGAGUGGUGGGCACGGGGGACCAUGAGGGAGCUGACAGGGAACAAGAUGGGGCCCAGUGCUGCAGGAGUAGUAGCUCCCAGCUGCAGCCGCAGGCUUCCCAGUGCAGUGGAGCUGCCCAGGUGGGGAAGCAGGAGACAGCUCUGCAGCUCACUGUGAAAUGGGUACCAGACCUGGGCCGGGAGAGCCUUACGCAGCCAGAGGCAGCAGUGAGAAUGCCAGACACUGUUUCCUGAGUGCACUGCCCCCCCCCCCGGCCAACAGUUGGUGGGUGAAGUGGAUCAGCACCUGGUGGGCAGGGCUGUCAAUUGUUUCAGAAGACUCAGUUGGAACUCCCGCAGCAGAACAGCCCACAUCCAGGAGUGGAAGAAGGGGAGGGCGUCCAGUCACCAUGGACUGCGAGCAGUUAGACCACAGAUGAGAGAAUUCUGCUGAGAAGUAGGGGCUGGGACCACCCAGACUCUGCUCCAGCGGCCGCCAGAAGCAUCAGCCCUAGCUGCAAAGGACUGGAGGUGUCUCUCUGCUGUGUGGCUAGAGGUGGCAGUAUGCAAGCAGCCAGUGGGAAGGGGUCACUGCCCCUGCCCUGUGACCAGCAGCACAAACAGGCAAGAGGCCUUAGCCAGCAGCAGGACAAGGGCACCACCCCAUGACCAGCCCAUAAGAGCAAUCUUCUCUAGUUUCCCAAAGAUUGAGUGUUCAUCCUUUACCCUCCAGCCCAGCUUCUACUAUAUUUCUCUUCAUUUAUUUCUGUUUUAUCCCAUCUCUCUUAAAUUUCCUCCCCACAGGGUAAAAUCACUCUAUUAAGGGAAAACUCACUGCAGUGGAGAAACAAGACUUAACAAAGAGAAGAUACUUCAAGGACAAGGCAUGGACGAGCCUCUUUCCGAGACUGGAUUCAAACAGGCAGCCGCCGCUGGGAGUUUUCUGAAUAAUGUGCUGUUCACUCACGCAUUUUCCAGUGACCUCACGAGGACAAAGCAGGGUCCUGUUCAUUCUCUCUACCUGUCCUGAACUCUGGGAUCUGUAUACACAAUGUAAUUUCCAGUCUGCCCCCAGUACCUGCGCUAAGCUUCGACUCACCUUCGAAACGAAGACCAUCCAUGGAAUUUUGGAGAAGAGCAAAUUUUGCAAAGGCAUGACAGUAAAGUAUGAUUCAAGACUUCGAGAAAGGAAGUACGGGGUUGCCGAAGGCAAGGCGUUGAGCGAGCUACGAGCCAUGGCCAAGGCUGAAGGGAAAGAGUGCCCAGUGUUCACACCUCCCGGAGGAGAGACGCUGGACCAGGUAAAAAUACGUGGAAAAGAUUUCUUUGAAUUUCUUUGCCAACUAAUCCUAAAAGAAGCAAGUCAGAAAGAACAGCUUUCCCCAGAAGUUCCGGGCAACUAUCUGGAAACAUCUUUGGCAGAGAUAUUUCCUUUAGGAAAGAACCACAGUGGUGAGUUUCGUGCAGACUGCAGCCCUCCAGGCCUGGCAGCCAGCAUCCUGGUCGUGAGCCACGGCGCCUACAUGCGGAGCUUGUUCGGCUAUUUUCUGACUGACCUCAAAGGCUCCUUGCCAGCGACUCUGAACAGAUCGGAGCUCAUGGCCGUCAGUCCCAACACCGGGAUCAGCCUCUUCAUCAUAGACUUCAAAGAGGGGGGUGAACCCACGGUCCACUGUGUCUGUAUGAACCUGCGGGACCACCUGAGCGGAGUCAACUGACAGGGCCGAGCCCCCACGCGCCAGUCUCAGGUCGAAGGGUCUGCAGCGAGUGCUUUGCCUUGCUUCUUUUCUGUCCUCUGCUGUGCUGAUUUGGAAACAGGGAGAAUCACGUUCCAGACCUCCACAUCAAACAGCGAUAGCCAUUUUGCACGAUGUAAUUUGUGCCAGUGCUGUUGGCACUUUCCAGAGUAAUUUUACCGCCCUCCGCAGUCACAUCUCUGCAUUGUAAGUGGGUGAGGGAGCUCAGUGUUGCGGUUGGGGAUUAAUAAUCUUGUUACUGUGUUUUCCCCCUUUUAAAAUGUUGAUGUAUUUUUUUAAUGCUCAGCUUAUAUUAUUGGCUCCUGGUAAAAUACUGUGUGCUUUUUACAUCUCACCCAGUGCUUCAGAGAAAGAACUCCCUGUAAUUGACACUGAAUAUUUAUAUUGAUUGUGUUAUAUUUAAAGUCCUUUAAAUGAAAUAUUCUCACCAUCACAAGUUUAUGUAAAGUAAAAUGAUAAAAGAACACUAAAUGUCUUACGUACAAACCA
Heterocephalus glaber (naked mole-rat) is the source of this 2332-nucleotide messenger RNA. It is a transcript of the gene Tigar, whose product is annotated as TP53 induced glycolysis regulatory phosphatase. The record is from RefSeq and is a predicted model, not a curated record. NCBI's taxonomy places the organism in Eukaryota, Metazoa, Chordata, Mammalia, Rodentia, Bathyergidae. Gene Ontology annotation, biological process: negative regulation of glycolytic process; regulation of pentose-phosphate shunt. Gene Ontology annotation, molecular function: fructose-2,6-bisphosphate 2-phosphatase activity. Gene Ontology annotation, cellular component: cytosol.